AGCGCAGGAACCCCAGUCCCUUACGUCCUGACCGCAGCGUUCGUCUGUGAUGGAGCUUUUCGAGACCAACCCUUACUUCUUCCCUGACCAGCGCUUCUACGAAGGGGGCGACAACUACUUCCCCUCUCGCCUGCCCGGCGGGUACGACCAAGGGGGAUACCAGGACAGGAACUCCAUGAUGGGGCUGUGCGGGGGUCUCUCUGGAGGCGGUGGGGUCGGGGUGACGCAGAUGGAGGACAAGGCGUCUCCGUCCAGCCUGUCACCUCACGCCGAGCCCCACUGCCCGGGCCAGUGCCUGCCCUGGGCCUGCAAGCUGUGCAAACGAAAGACGGUGACCAUGGACCGCCGGAAAGCGGCCACACUGAGGGAGAAGAGGCGUCUGAAGAAGGUGAACGAGGCGUUCGAGGCCCUGAAGAGGAGCACGCUGAUGAACCCCAACCAGAGGCUGCCCAAAGUGGAGAUCUUGCGGAGCGCCAUCCAGUACAUCGAGAGGCUCCAGGCGCUCGUCUCUUCCCUAAACCAGCAGGACAGUGAGACGGGACAGCAGGGGAUCCACUACCGGCCCGGCCCGGCCCAGCCCAGAGUGUCAUCGUCAAGCGAGCCCAGUUCAGGCAGCACCUGCUGCAGCAGCCCGGAGUGGAGCAACACCCCUGACCAGUGCACACAGAGCUACAGCAACGAGGAUCUGCUGAGCGCCGCCGAAUCUCCGGACCAGGGCAACAUGCGCUCCCUCACCUCCAUUGUCGAAAGCAUCUCGGCAGGAGACGGGACCGUGCCCUACCCGGUGGUGCCCGUGGACAUUUCCAAGUAA
Molecule: messenger RNA, 811 nt
Organism: Lampris incognitus (smalleye Pacific opah)
Lineage: Eukaryota; Metazoa; Chordata; Actinopteri; Lampriformes; Lampridae
Gene: myog
Product: myogenin
Exons: 3
Coding region: 50-811 (253 amino acids)
Biological process (GO): positive regulation of transcription by RNA polymerase II; muscle organ development; positive regulation of myoblast differentiation
Molecular function (GO): protein dimerization activity; RNA polymerase II cis-regulatory region sequence-specific DNA binding; DNA-binding transcription factor activity, RNA polymerase II-specific
Source: RefSeq, a predicted model, not a curated record